Lineus longissimus is the source of this 1887-nucleotide messenger RNA. RefSeq names its product transforming growth factor-beta-induced protein ig-h3-like. The transcript is spliced from 7 exons. Bases 648 to 1769 code for a protein of 373 amino acids. The record is from RefSeq and is a predicted model, not a curated record. Gene Ontology annotation, molecular function: cell adhesion molecule binding. Lineage: Eukaryota; Metazoa; Nemertea; Pilidiophora; Heteronemertea; Lineidae. Gene Ontology annotation, cellular component: extracellular matrix. Gene Ontology annotation, biological process: extracellular matrix organization; cell adhesion.
AAUACGUUUUUGGGAUCAAUAUCACCUGAUAACAUGCAUUCGAUACCGUUGUCACAAUUUUCUGCACACAUUAUGGUUAAAGUGAACUUGUUCACUCAGAUUACUGACAUCUAUUUACUGGGGAAUCUAAUGUAACAGUCCUCUGUCUUCUAAGAUGUGACAAAGACAGGACAGCAGAGGAGACGGGGAAGCCACCAAUUGCCAGGACUUCAUGAGGACAAGUUGUGAGCAUUUUAAUAGAGGACGUACCACAAAAUAUCCCACAGACCAUUUGAGACAUCGAAAUCUGAUGGAGUAUACAUGUAUAUGAGAUGUUGACGAAUUUGUGAGGAGAGCCUGGGACGACACACCACCACGGGACAUCGUGAGAUGCCACAGCCAGUAGUGCUGAGGAAACAACCUGUAUCACUGCUGUAUUGAGGUCAACAAUCUUCUUAUCUGGAGUUAUUUCUCGGAAAGCAGUUUCUUAUCUUCAGACAGAUCACCCAUUGAAAACAUCAUAAGAGACGUCUCCAGUGUGUCUGACACAGGACGAAUAGGUCAUUUUCACCGAAUCCCUGACAACGCUAAAAGACGAGGAACAAAUUUCACAACAUAUUGAACAAUACAAAGGAUUAGUACUUUGCAGGUUUGCAGAGGCCUACAGAAUGGCAAGAAAUAAGGUGGUGAUGUUGUCUUUCGUCUUUGUGAUGGUGACUUUCCCUGUUUUUCAUCUUGACGUCUGUCUUGCAGACAACGCAUCUCGGACAGUGUCAAGUGACUCCGGCUCUCUUCCAUGGACACUUCUAAAAGCUGCACUGUUCCGGUCACCUCCAGAUAGGGAUGGGACCCUGAGAUUCAAGAGGAUACAUCGCGACCAGGAUUUCAAUUGGAAGAUGAAUAACCUGAUGGGGGUAGCGAAAUCACUCGGUCUUAAUUCUUUGCUCGAACUCCUGUCAAGAGGAAACCUCACCAACCUGAUGACGGGGAAGGGCAAUUAUACACUCUUUGCCCCAUCAGAGGCAGCGUUUUCAAAGCUACCCCCAAGACUUCGGGAUGUGAUAUCGAGUGAUGAUGCUUUCUGUAGGCAGUUGAUGCUGUACCACAUGGUGGAGAAGAGAGUGUCAUCUGACGUGUUUGGUAAUGACAUCUUGUUUAAGAGUUUGGCCAAUGAGACCUUCAUUGAGCUUGACUGGACUGAGUGGUAUAAGGUUCGGGUCAAUGCUUACAGGAACGAUGAUGACAAUGAGGUAAUGACUGCCAGUGGUGCUGCCAUCAAACAAACAAACCGUCUUGCCUCAAAUGGUAUCAUCCACGUCAUAGACCAUGUGAUGUUCCCCUUCCCAAAUAUCACCAUUGUGGAGCGCAUUCAGAUAGAUGAUGACCUCAGCAUCUUUGAAUAUCUUCUGUGGAAUUCAACCACGGAGGCGGAGAUAAAUGCGCUCGGAAGCUAUACCGUAUUUGCACCUACAAAUAAAGCAUUUGCCGAAAUUCCAGAAAAAGAGUAUGGUCACCUUGUAAAUGACACAAAGUUGUUAAAAAAGGUGAUGGAGAGACAUGUGAUUAUUACUUCCAUCUACACCGCCUCAUUUUAUGAAAAUAAGCACUUGACAGCUCUUGAUGGAAGUGAACUGGUGGUCGUUCAGGGCCCAGGAGGGACAGACAUCUAUGGCCAUGGUGUCUAUGGCCACAUGUUAGAGAGGGACUUGACAAGUUCAGAUGGUGUCUUGCAUAAAAUAGACUCGCUUCUUUGGGACUGGAGGGGAACACUGCAGCAGGGGGAACACUGAUUUGACACUUCACAGGUCUGUCUUUGGCUUGUUUGGGUCAAGGACAAUAAUUUUAAACAAUCAAACAAAAAUCUUUCAAAGAGUUUGAAUUCUAUGAAUACAAUGAAAUAACAUAACU